AACUGCCCCACCACGGUUCUCUCGAUUGCAGUCGCGACCGCCACACACAAUUCUUGACACACGCCCAACUACACAAACUUGCUACGCGAGCCAAACAGCGCCUUCGGAAUAGCACGCCGCCCUCACAAAGGCUUUCGCAACCUGCCCCAUAGGUUAAAGAGUCGUCUUUUCCUGCCCAAGCUCAAGACUAAGCUCAAGCGCCCAAAGUCGAACCCCACACAGUCGCCCAAGAUGGACGACGAGAACGUUCUCAACUUCUGCGGCAUCACUUCGUGCGACCCAGACAAGGCCGCCCAGUAUCUGCGCCUGACAGAUGGCAACUUGGAGCAGGCCAUCCAGCUCUUCUUCGACUCCCCUGGGCUCGCCGAUGCUCCUUCUGCUCCCGCACAGCCCUCAGCUGCCGCUUCCUCCGCACAGAAUCCCAUCAAUGUCGACUCAGACGAUGACAUGGACUUCGACCCUGCGCCACAAGGCACGACGCCACCCGCACGAGCACAGCCAGGCGUGGAAGAUGACGAAGCCAUGGCACGGAGGUUACAAGAAGAGAUGUACGGCGGUGGCGCGCCUGGAGGAGCUGGCUCUGAUGAGGUCCGCGCGCCCAUAGAGCGGAGAAUGGAAACACUCGUUGGGCCAGGCUCGAACUGGGGGCCUGCUGAGGACGAGGAGGAUCUCGAUGCCAUGGUCCAGGAGCAGCUGGCUCGUCGGCGGACAGGCCGCGCAGGUAUCUUCAACCAGCACACCACCCACACCAAUGUCUGGGACAACGCGACCGAUUCGAGCACUCGGCGACGCGAGCUUGCGACCGCGACGGGCGGUGCUUCCGAGCAGUCUUCUAAGAUGAACAUGCUCGCAGAGCUAUUCCGCCCACCAUUCGAGAUUAUGUACCAAGGAUCGUGGGAAAAGGCGCGAGACAUGGGCAAGGAUGAGGAGAAGUGGCUACUCGUCAACAUCCAAGAUCCUGCAAUCUUUGAUUGCCAGCGCCUUAACAGGGACAUCUGGAAGAACGAAGACAUCAAAGCGACUGUGCGAGAGAACUUCAUCUUUAUGCAAUACGCAAAGGACGACCAGCGUGGACAGCAGUACAUGAACUACUACUUCCACGCCCGCGACAGCUCCGACGCCUACCCUCACAUCGCCAUCGUCGAUCCCCGAACGGGUGAGCAAGUCAAGGUCUGGUCCGGCCCACCGAUACCCGAGCCAGUUGAGUUCCAUGCUCAGCUCCACGAGUUCCUUGAUCGCUACAGCCUCAACGUCAACGCGAAGAACCCCGUAGCUAAGCGCAAGUCUGAGUCUAAGAAGAAGGACGUAGGCCGCAUGACUGAGGAGGAGAUGCUAGAGAUGGCACUACAAAACAGCAUGGACAACGGCAAGGGGCCAAAGGAUGAUGACCCAGAUGCUCUCACCAAAUCUACGGACAACAUCAAGGGCAAGGGCAAGGCCGAAGAAGCCGCCCCGGAGCCCGAAGCCGAGCCCGAGGCAGCUCCUUCAAAUCCUGUCUUCGCCGCUAUCUCUUCACAUGCUCCCCACACCGAGCCGACCGUUACCGACCCCAAAGUUACGACCCGCAUCCAAUUCCGAGGACCGUCAGGACGCCCAAUCGUGCGCCGCUUCAAUCUGUCGGAUCCUGUUCGCCGUGUCUACGAGUGGAUCAAGUCCGACGUACCCUGGGAAGGCAAACAAGGAGCUGAGUUCGAUCUGGCUUUCAUGGGCAAGAACCUUCUCGACCACGUCGACGACACGAUUGAAGUCGCUGGACUCAAGGGUGCAAGUGUGAUGGUAGAGUUCUUGGACAAUGAGUAGUCCAGACAACCCAACGGCUGCGCUGCAUGGCAUGACGGUGCUACGUCCAUCUUAUAGGCGUACAAGAGACACGAGUAACGAAUAUGUAUUUAGAUGCUUCCACGCAUCACCGCUUGGACGACAUACCUGGGGUCUUUAGAUCUUCUUACAUUGCCGCCACCGAC
Alternaria rosae is the source of this 1964-nucleotide messenger RNA. Its product is annotated as UBX domain-containing protein 7. The transcript has 2 exons. Gene Ontology annotation, molecular function: ubiquitin binding. Gene Ontology annotation, cellular component: nucleus. Lineage: Eukaryota; Fungi; Ascomycota; Dothideomycetes; Pleosporales; Pleosporaceae. Bases 232 to 1800 code for a protein of 522 amino acids. Gene Ontology annotation, biological process: proteasome-mediated ubiquitin-dependent protein catabolic process. The record is from RefSeq and is a predicted model, not a curated record.